Messenger RNA from Perca fluviatilis (European perch), 1762 nucleotides. It is a transcript of the gene lpar1, whose product is annotated as lysophosphatidic acid receptor 1. Gene Ontology annotation, cellular component: membrane. The transcript is spliced from 3 exons. Gene Ontology annotation, molecular function: lysophosphatidic acid receptor activity. Lineage: Eukaryota; Metazoa; Chordata; Actinopteri; Perciformes; Percidae. Bases 409 to 1488 code for a protein of 359 amino acids. The record is from RefSeq and is a predicted model, not a curated record. Gene Ontology annotation, biological process: phospholipase C-activating G protein-coupled receptor signaling pathway; neurogenesis.
GAGCGAGAGAGAGAGAGAGAGCUUGGCGGAGCCGCCGAGCCAGCGCAGAGAGGCACGGAGACGCAGCACGGAGCAUCACACACCAGGGCGACUUCAUCUGGGAACGAAUACAACAACUUGAAAAACAGGGACACACCGGUGGUUGAACCAAAACAACGUAGGAGGUAUUCUCUGCACGGACAUAAAAUGAAAGGGUUACCUGGCCGCAUUUUGGAUUUGGAGUCGUUCAUUACACCGCUGCGACUUUGACACAAGAGUUGCGCAGAGUCUCUAGGAGUUGUCUGUUGGAGGCAUUUCAAGCACCCAGAAUCAAACUUGACUUGGGGCAUCCAGGAACCAGUCAGGGAGUAAAGCUAAACAGCCUACAGCGCUCUUUGGAAAGAAAGACACAAAAGCACCGCUGCCACCAUGGAUGAGGAACAGUGUUACUACAACGAGACCAUCGCCUUCUUCUACAACCGCAGUGGCAAGUACCUUGCUACUGACUGGGACACCGUCAGCAGGCUGGUGAUGGGCCUGGGCAUCACCGUGUGCAUCUUCAUCAUGCUCGCCAACCUUCUGGUGAUGGUCGCCAUCUACGUCAACAGGAGAUUCCACUUCCCCAUCUACUACCUGAUGGCCAACCUGGCAGCUGCUGACUUCUUCGCUGGACUGGCCUACUUCUACUUGAUGUUCAACACGGGGCCCAACACGAGGCGUCUGACUGUUUCCACGUGGCUGCUGCGCCAGGGCUUGAUCGAUACCAGCCUGACGGCGUCUGUGGCCAACCUGCUCGCCAUCGCCAUCGAGCGCCACAUCACCGUGUUCCGCAUGCAGCUACACACGCGCAUGAGUAACCGCCGUGUGGUGGUGGUGAUUGUCAUAAUCUGGACCUUGUCCAUUGUCAUGGGGGCCAUCCCCAGCGUGGGCUGGAACUGUAUCUGUAGUAUUAAGUCUUGCUCCAACAUGGCGCCGCUUUACAGCGACUCCUACCUGAUCUUCUGGGCGGUGUUUAACCUAGUGACUUUUGUUGUCAUGGUGACGCUAUAUGCCCACAUCUUUGUCUAUGUGCGACAGAGGACCAUGAGGAUGUCGCGGCACAGCUCUGGACCACGACGCAACAGAGAUACCAUGAUGUCUCUGCUGAAAACCGUGGUGGUAGUGUUGGGUGCGUUCAUCAUCUGCUGGACCCCCGGCCUGGUCAUCCUCCUCCUCGACGUCUUCUGCGCCAACUGCAACGUCCUCACCUAUGAAAAGUUCUUCCUGCUUCUCGCCGAGUUCAACUCGGCCAUGAACCCCAUCAUCUACUCCUACCGCGACAAGGAGAUGAGCGCCACCUUCAGGCAGAUCCUGUGCUGUCAGCGGCAGGAGAACGUCAACGGGACGGUGGCGGAGGGAUCUGACAGGUCGGCGUCGUCCAUCAACCACACGGUGCUUAGCGGCGGUACACAACAACAACACCACCACCACCACCCCCACCACCACAACAACGAACACUCAGUGGUAUAAAAAAAAAAGAAAAAAAAAAAGAGGGCUGGGGAUUGCGGCCAUUAAUUCAACUGCUUGGUGGGGUUGGUCUGUUUUGGAAGAUACUGACUGAAAGGAGGUAAUUGGCAGCAAGGAAAAGGUGGAGAGGGACCGCGAACACGACACGACCGAAAGACAGAAACGUAAGAAAUUGAAGAAUGAAGAUUAGGUAGACAGAGUAGAGCUGCGUGAGAACAGGAUGUGACUAUGAAGAAAGACGACAAGACUUUUAUCGCCGUGUGGAGGAAGAACGGGG